UCACCAACACUACCCGCGACUACCCGCCUGGUACUCACCCAUGAGAGAGACUCGUCUUAGUUUUUUACAUUUCUGGACAGUCUCUUGUACACAAUAAAUAAUAAUAUCUACAUAUCAGCUUGUUUCAAGGAUAAACUGAGACAUUUAUUUGACACAUUUUUUCUUCUGUUCCAAAAUAGUUGAAAGGAAUACAAGACUCAUAGAAUGUGAAUCAGUUAUUGUGUAUCUUGUGCCUUUGUUUGACAACACUUAUAUAAACAUAGUGGGGAUAUUUCUAACUAUUGUAAAAUAAAAUACUAGAUCAGUAAGAUUAAAAAAAACAACAACUCAGUCAACUAUAUUGAAAUUAAUAUUUCGAACGAUUGUUCGAUCAUAUACAUUUUUCGAUCUAAUUACAUUGUUCGAUCUAAAUACAUUGUUCGAUCUAAAUGCAUUGUUCGAUCUAAAUACAUUGUUCGAUCUAAAUACAUUGUUCGAUCUAAAUACAUUGUUCGAUCUAAAUACAUUUUGUCUUCAAUUGAAGGUCUAAGUAAAGAACAAGACGUUGUAUAGGAUUCAUUGUCGCAUUCUCACGGACAGAGCGAUCCCAUUCAUUGUCGCAUUCUCACGGACAGAGCGAUCCCAUUCAUUGUCGCAUUCUCACGGACAGAGCGAUCCCAUUCAUUGUCGCAUUCUCACGGACAGAGCGAUCCCAUUCAUUGUCGCAUUCUCACGGACAGAGCGAUCCCAUUCAUUGUCGCAUUAUCACGGACAGAGCGAUCCCAUUCAUUGUCGCAUUCUCACGGACAGAGUGAUCCCAUUCAUUGUCGCAUUAUCACGGACAGAGCGAUCCCAUUCAUUGUCGCAUUCUCACGGACAGAGCGAUCCCAUUCAUUGUCGCAUUCUCACGGACAGAGCGAUCCCAUUCAUUGGAAGAUAGUAUUAUCACGGACAGAGCGAUCCCAUUCAUUGUCGCAUUCUCACGGACAGAGCGAUCCCAUUCAUUGUCGCAUUCUCACGGACAGAGUGAUCCCAUUCAUUGUCGCAUUCUCACGGACAGAGCGAUCCCAUUCAUUGUCGCAUUCUCACGGACAGAGCGAUCCCAUUCAUUGGAAGAUAGUAUUAUCACGGACAGAGCUAUUCCAUUCAUUGGAAGAUAGUAUUAUCACGGACAGAGCUAUUCCAUUCAUUGGAAGAUAGUAUUAUCACGGACAGAGCUAUUCCAUUCAUUGGAAGAUAGUAUUAUCACGGACAGAGCUAUUCCAUUCAUUGGAAGAUAGUAUUAUCACGGACAGAGCUAUUCCAUUCAUUGGAAGAUAGUAUUAUCACGGACAGAGCUAUUCCAUUCAUUGGAAGAUAGUAUUAUCACGGACAGAGCUAUUCCAUUCAUUGGAAGAUAGUAUUAUCACGGACAGAGCUAUUCCAUUCAUUGGAAGAUAGUAUUAUCACGGACAGAGCUAUUCCAUUCAUUGGAAGAUAGUAUUAUCACGGACAGAGCUAUUCCAUUCAUUGGAAGAUAGUACUAUCACAAAGAGAGCUAUCCCAAUCAUUGGAAGAUAGUAUUAUCACGGAAAGAGCUAUCCCAAUCGUUGAAAGAUAGUAUUAUCCCAUUCAUUGGCAGAUAGUGUUAUCCCAGUGAUUUCCAGUCAUGAAUGCAGUCCAGGAUGUUACGGAAACUGCCAAGAGAAGACUGGCUUUUCAGAAAGCUUUUAGUCAAGAGCACGGCGGUUGGCGGAAGAAAAGUUUAAUUGCAGACGCCAAAUUUGAAACAGCCGCCAAUAAGGAAUUCAAAAAACAAGAAAGACGUCUCAGUAAGACUGACUCGUUGGGGGAUCAGGAAGGUUUCGCCCCUGCGAUGUCCCCCGAUGCUCUGCCUGAAGAUUUUGCAGCCUUCAAUUUGUUGGUCACCCUAAAAGAAGGCGCCAUCAGCUUGACCAAAGUGAUACGUUGUUUUGAGAACGGCAAAGUGUUCAUCACCCACGUGGAGUCCCGCAAGUCCCUGGCCAGUGUACACCAGUACCAGCUGUUCUUACAGGUUGUCUGCUCCCACGAUGUGUUCCUGAACGUCUGCGCUGAGGCCAAGCAGAGCCCGCUCAUUACAGAGCUGAAACUUCUGGAGGAGAAGGAACCGGAGAAGAAAGAUGUUUGGUUUCCGAAGCACAUCUCUGACCUUGACCGAUGUACUCACCUUAUAACAAGAUUUGAACCCGAUCUGGAUUACACGCACCCGGGUUUCGCAGACAAAAACUACAGACUGAGAAGAAAGGAAAUAGCAGACAUUGCCUUUGGGUACAAAUAUGGACAGAGUAUCCCAAGAGUACAGUACACAGAGGAAGAAAACAAUACCUGGGCGCACGUGUACAGAAACUUGAAGAACUUAUUUCCGACUCACGCCUGUCAAGAGCACAUUGAGGUCUUCAACCUAUUGGAGAAAGAGGGCGGGUUCUGUGAGGAGAAGAUACCCCAGUUGGAGGAUGUCUCCGAGUUUAUCAAACGUAAAACUGGAUUCCAGUUGAGACCAGUGGCUGGACUUCUGUCAGCACGUGACUUCCUCGCCUCCUUGGCCUUUAGAACGUUCCAGUGUACCCAGUAUGUUCGACACGGGGCUAAACCUGACCACUCUCCUGAACCGGAUUGUAUACAUGAGCUCUUGGGUCACGUGCCCAUGUUAGCAGAUCCAAAGUUUGCUCAGUUUGCCCAGGAGCUUGGACUGGCCACUCUAGGCGUAUCAGAUGAGGAGAUCGAGAAAUUUGCCACGCUCUUUUGGUUUACAGUUGAGUUCGGACUGUGCAGACAGAACGGUGAGAUCAGGGCCUACGGUGCUGGGAUGCUCUCGUCCUACGGAGAACUUGAAAACUGCCUCAGCGGGGCGCCAGUCGUCAAGGAGUUUGAUCCCGCCGUCACCGCAGUGCAAGAAUACAAGGAUGAUGACUUCCAGCCCAUUCUCUUUGUGGUUGACUCGUUCGAUGAGAUGAUGUUUAAGAUGAGACAAUACGUGACGUCAUUACAGCGUCCUUUCGAUGUGAAGUAUGACCCGUACACGCAGUCUGUUCAAGUUCUAGAUUCAAAGGCGGCUCUGCUGCAUGCUGUAGAAGACAUCCGUCAGGAUUUGAACAUACUCACGCACGCAGUGAACAGACUGGACAACCCGGUCUAGAACCCGAUAGCUUAUGAAUAUUUAUGAUAUUUAUUUGUAUUUAUUGUAGCCAAUAAUUUUCUCCAUUCCAAAUUAUCAGACGGAACAUCUAAAAUAUUCAAAACAAAAUAUUUGUAAAUGACACAAACUGAUUAGACUGUGGUUUGGAAGUCAAUAAUCAGUUCUAUACGCAUCUUGAGAUAGCUAAAGAAAGGUACUUAUAGUAAGCAUGAAUGGAACCUUGAUGGAUGGCAUUAACGUUACAGUGAUAUGGCUCUGUGCCAAUCUAAGAUGUUUCUUCCAACUGUUGAUUAUGAUAUACAUUUUAGACGUUGGUAGUUAGGACUCAGUAACACAAUAAAAGCAAUUAUGGUGGAAUCCAGAUGGUUUUAUUAAUAAGGAAGGAACCUUUAUAUAUAUAUAUAUAUAUUUACCUUUGUGAGUUGUCAAGUAAACGUAACUAUUUCGACAGCACUCCAUUUUCCCUACCAUUAGGGAUAAAACGGAUUCCAUUUUACCUAGUUAAAUUUGUACUUGAUGGGAGACAACCGUUUCCUGAUCGCUCGAUGUUCAAAUGUUUGGUUAUAUUUCUUGGAGUGAUUUCUGCUUCUUUUACUGUGAUAGUCUAUCUUAAUCUCGGUUAGUCUAGAUCUCGAUGUGUGAUAGUCUAUCUUAAUCUCGGUUAGUCUUAGAUCUCGAUGUGUGAUUCUGGUUGUGUAGACUCGAGACGUCAUUAUUUUUUGGUUUUGUUUUUCAUUGGCUUCAUAAAAUGAAGUUGAUAUUUUCAAGUUUACCCUCUCUCUAGACUGUGUGUUGAUUGGAUGCUCAGCAAUGUCCAGGCUAAUGCUUAUUAUAUGUAUCUUACAAAGACUUUCUUCGAAGGGGUGCUGUGACAGUUCGCUUAACCAGAUCAGAUCCCCCCCACUUUUCCCAGUCAGCAGCUGGUCUUAGCAGGAUAGCAAGAGAGGCCGGUCCAUUCUUUGGUGUUGUCCAGCCAGUUUAUCUUUUCUAGCGUACAGUUAGUUUUUUUUUUUCUGUGUACAAGUUGGGGGGGGGGGGAGCAGUGGCUAAGUGGUUAAACGCUUGGCUUAUAAACCUGGGGUCCUGGGUUUGAAUCUCGAUGAAGACUGGAAUUUUGAGCUUCGAAUUUUUAAAGGGUACCUUACUUUAGUUGGGUUGGUCGUUGUGCUGGCCACAUGACACGCUUCUCGUUAACUUUUGAGCUGGAUUUGUUGCUAGAAGUAAUGAAGGCAAAGAUUCCCCAAGGUGCUUACAAUUAUGGCAAGUCGCUAUGCAGCCUCUCACGUGCGAAUGUCCCAAUGCGGCUCACGAAAUGAAUUCUGUCAUUUGGUCAUUUAAUAAAAACAUUUUGUUAAAAAAACGAAAAUUAUUCAAUGAAAAACAACAACAACAACAACAACAACAACAACAACAACAACAACAACUGUUUCUUCAAUAAAAAUGUUUGGCCCCCCCCCUCCCCUGUAUAUAAAUAAACUUCUAUGUGGGCUCUAUAUUUGUUGAUGUAGCCUAAGUAAGCAUGUAUUUGUGUGUGUGUGUGCUCUAGUAUAUUCUGUAAACAUUGACUGUGUAUACAUCUACGUUCUGACAAAGUGGACAUUAGGGAUACUAUUACUUGUCUACAUAUAGACACAAAGAGACAAAAAAACAAACAAACAAACAAAAACAACAAUUUGUCUGAAAUCUGUUUUAGAGUUAGUGUGUGGCUAUGUAUCUACUAGAUAGGCUAGAAUAGAUCAAUAACUAGUGUUCUGGAAAUGACAAACAAUUCUCUUCAUUGGUUAUAUAAGAUAAUAAAACCAUCAAGUUGGACCAUGA
Molecule: messenger RNA, 4954 nt
Organism: Biomphalaria glabrata
Lineage: Eukaryota; Metazoa; Mollusca; Gastropoda; Planorbidae
Product: tyrosine 3-monooxygenase-like
Exons: 11
Coding region: 1628-3136 (502 amino acids)
Biological process (GO): aromatic amino acid metabolic process
Cellular component (GO): perikaryon; axon; cytoplasm
Molecular function (GO): tyrosine 3-monooxygenase activity; iron ion binding
Source: RefSeq, a predicted model, not a curated record